UUUUUUCUUUCUUCUUUUCUCCUCUCACAUUACCUUUUCUUUCUUAAUGUAUUUAUCUAAUUCAAAACGUGAUAUCCCAACAGAAAUAUUACAAACGAUCCUUGAUUUCGUACCACGGUCGAAUUUGGCCCAACUUGCCUUAGUAUCCCGGCAAUUCAAUAGUAUUGCUUCGCCUCUUUUAUAUCGGCACAUCUAUAUUCGAACAUUAUAUCAUUGGGAACGGUUUUUAUCUUGUUGUCGUUCUUCCAGCAUUCCACCUUGGUUGGCCUCUGUGACUUCACUUGUACUUCAACCAUCGCCAAAACUCAUACCACGUAGUACAGGAUCGUUCAUGUCUGCACGUAAGACAUUGAUGACGGAUAAGGAUGUAGAAGCACAAGGUUAUAUGCGUUUGCAACCUGUGAAUUUUGAUUGGACCGGCUUGGAAUUUGUACUUGCCAAAGAUAAUGAUCAACAAUAUACUGAUGGGGAUGAGACUCGACAUGACUUUGGAUCUGAAAACUAUGCGGAAAUGAAUACAACGAUCAAGGAAGCUGAAUGGUUGACCAAGGUAACAGAUAUGGAUAUGGCUCAUGUGAUCACACGGUGUCCUCACUUGGUCUAUUUGCAAGUGUCUGGAUGCACACAAAUUGGGGAUGCUACCAUGUAUGCUCUUGCUGCUUCACAAGAUGACAACAAAGUAGGUCGUGCUGGUGGUAUGCAAGGACUUUGGAUUGACUUGGCAAGGCAAAUCUCUUCAGUUGCUUGGAUGACCUUUGUCCAUGCUGAACAAAAACGACCAUCACCAGGAUUACAUCAUUUGGAUCUAUCGUAUUGCGGCUUUGUCACUGAUCAUUGUUUGACCAAAGCGCUUCCUUUGUGGUCUUCUACUUUGACACAUCUACGUCUUUGUUCUCUAUACAGCAUUACCGACGCCACUGUCCAUGCGAUUGCUGAACAUUGCCCUCAUCUCCGUCUUUUACAUUUGACACGCUGUUUCCGAGUCACCAAUCGAUCUAUUAUAUCUCUCGCCACUAGCCCUCUGGCUGCUACCUUGACCUAUCUUUCUGUGGCCUUUUUGAAUCAAGUCAAUGAAGAAGGUGUCAAACAUCUGGUCUAUUGUUGUGAAAAUCUACGUUUUGUCAAUAUAUCAGGCUCUGGUAUCAAUCCGAUGUUCAAGUUGGUUUUUCUCAAACAGUGGGAACAAGCUCGUGAACGGAAACAAUGGCCAAAAAUCCACUUUCAAGAAAAUCCUGUCUUACUAUUCUAGUAGUUUAGAUAUUUUGUCUAGUUAGCUUUCCCUCUCUCUCUUUUUUUUUUCUUUUUGUACAUACGCAACACACACACACUUUUAUAUAUUGAAUAGAACAUCUUUUUAUAUCUUGAUGAUAGGGUAGAUAAUAUUUUUUGUAUUGACUUUUUGGAACCAAUAAAAUGAAUGAUG
Messenger RNA from Halteromyces radiatus, 1423 nucleotides. RefSeq lists its product as uncharacterized. NCBI's taxonomy places the organism in Eukaryota, Fungi, Mucoromycota, Mucoromycetes, Mucorales, Cunninghamellaceae. The record is from RefSeq and is a predicted model, not a curated record. Gene Ontology annotation, molecular function: protein binding. The transcript has a single exon. The coding region runs from base 47 to 1249 and encodes 400 amino acids.